AUGCCGCGCCCAAGAGAGUCAGCUUUCCCCCCGGGCAUCGCCAGGGAUGACUCGGAUGACGAGCUGGGUGACGAAGAUCACCCAUGGGAAUGGAUACACCAAUCAGCGCGCACCACAUCCCCGUCCCAGGACAGGCCCGAGGCCACCCGGAAGAGGAAGCGCGAGCUGGACGAAGCGCCCCAGGGGAGAAUCGUCGGCGCCCGCAUGGGCUCCUUCGAGUGCUACGUGGGCGACUGCGUUCUUCUCAAGGCCGAGGGCUCGCACGAGGCCUGGGUCGGAAUCAUCACCGAGUUCCUCGACAGUGACGAGGAUGGCGACAAGGCCGCAAACUUCCUCUGGUUCUCCAGCGAGAAGGAGAUCAGAAACCGGGACAAGAAGAGGACAGAUGCGCUCCAGAGCGAACUGUACAUCACACCCAGCAGCGAUAUCAAUCCGUUGGCAUCCAUAAACGGGAAAGCGACAGUUCUGUCACACCGCAGGUUCUUCGAGAGGUAUCCGAAUGGACGUAUUCCCCGCACCUCGCCGGGUUACAACAAGACCUUCCUGUGCCGCCGAGGUUGCAACACCAGGACGGCAACAUAUACCGACGAGCUCGUCUGGGAGGAUGUGUACCAGGGCCGCGAGGAAGACAUUGCGCCCCUGCUAGAGCUCGUCGAGUCGGGGACUAGGGCCACCAGGCGAAGACGCAAGGCCGACGACGGUGCACUGGAAGCCGCGUUUAUCGCAGGCCAUGAGGGUGACGUGGACCACGACGGUGAUGACGAUGGUGCGCGGCAGUCCCGACGGCCUGCAGCCUCCACACCCCGGAAGAAGCAGAGGACUACCAAGAUUGUCACCCCGUCGAACCGGAAAGUCGUGCUCAAGAAGGCCCUCGAGUUCACCCCCCUGGCCACCCGAACGCUGUCCCCUAGCCACCACCAGAACUCGCCCUUCCAGAUAGCCCGCGCGCAGCUCCAUGUCGCAUCCGUGCCCACGAGUCUCCCCUGCCGAGAAUCCGAGUUCUCGUUGGUGUAUUCGCACCUCGAGGCCGCCAUCACGGAUGGGUCUGGCGCGUGCAUCUACAUCUCCGGUACCCCCGGCACGGGCAAGACGGCGACCGUUCGCGAGGUGGUGUCGCGGCUUGACGAGGCGGUGCGAUUGGACGAGCUGGACGACUUCAUCUUUGUCGAGAUCAACGGCAUGAAGAUCACGGACCCCCACCAAUCCUACUCCCUCCUCUGGGAGGCGCUCCGGGACCAGCGCGUGAGCCCCAGCCAGGCGCUCGACCUUCUCGAGCGCGAGUUCAACAACCCGAGCCCCCGUCGGGUACCCUGCGUGGUGCUCAUGGACGAGCUCGACCAGCUGGUCACCAAGAACCAGAGCGUCAUGUACAACUUUUUCAACUGGCCCGGGCUGCGCCACUCCCGGCUUAUUGUGCUGGCCGUGGCCAACACCAUGGACCUGCCCGAGAGAACGCUGAGCAACAAGAUCAGCAGCCGCCUGGGCCUGACACGUAUCACUUUCCCCGGCUACAACCACGAGCAGUUGAUGAAGAUCAUCCAGUCUCGUCUCGAGGGCGUACCCGGCCACAUCGUCGAGCCCGAUGCCGUGCAGUUCGCCAGCCGAAAGGUUGCGGCCGUCAGCGGAGACGCCAGGCGUGCCCUCGACAUCUGCAGGCGGGCGGUGGAGCUGGCCGAGGCCGAAGCCAAGGGGGCCGACGCGUCGGAGCCCUCGACCCCGAGCAAGAAGAACAAGGACAGCGCCACAGCCUCGGAGAAGAAGAAGGGCUCUCGGGGCCGGGUCACCAUCGCGACGGUGAAGCGGGCCAUCAACGAGGCCACCUCGAGCCCCCUGCAGCAGUACCUACGCGCUCUCCCGUACGCCUCGAAGCUGGUGCUGGCCGCGCUGCUGGUCAGGAACCAGAGAACCGGGCUUACAGACAGCACGUAUGGGGAUGUGCAGGAGGAGCUACGUCGGGCACUGGUCCUGGACGCCAGCAGCAAGCGGGUCAAGCUACUCACGGCUGGGCCGGAGGCAGAUAGCAACGGCAUCCGGCGCAAGCAGGACCUCACGGCGUUGAGUAGGGCGACAGGAAUAAGCGCCGCUGCGGUUGAUCUCACGGGGGCUGGGAUCAUCAUACUGGAAGGUCAGAGGCCAGAGAGGCCCAGCAAGAUUAGGCUUGCGGUGGGUGAUGAGGAGGUCAAGCUUGCUUUUCGUGACGACCCCGAGAUCAAGGCCUUGGGUAUAGCUUUCUAG
This is a messenger RNA of Neoarthrinium moseri, 2235 nucleotides long. RefSeq lists its product as uncharacterized. The record is from RefSeq and is a predicted model, not a curated record. Bases 1 to 2235 code for a protein of 744 amino acids. The transcript has 2 exons. Gene Ontology annotation, biological process: DNA replication initiation; mitotic DNA replication checkpoint signaling. NCBI's taxonomy places the organism in Eukaryota, Fungi, Ascomycota, Sordariomycetes, Amphisphaeriales, Apiosporaceae. Gene Ontology annotation, molecular function: ATP binding; chromatin binding; ATP hydrolysis activity. Gene Ontology annotation, cellular component: nuclear origin of replication recognition complex.